Molecule: messenger RNA, 781 nt
Organism: Vollenhovia emeryi
Lineage: Eukaryota; Metazoa; Arthropoda; Insecta; Hymenoptera; Formicidae
Exons: 3
Coding region: 386-718 (110 amino acids)
Molecular function (GO): sequence-specific DNA binding
Source: RefSeq, a predicted model, not a curated record
GACACCGGCGGUCGUGUACAGCGCCUUCGGCGCGGAGGGUCCGACGCCGCUCACGUUUCUCCGGAUCGAUCUUGCCGGGCGGGAGGUGCGCGGAUUAGUGGACUCCGGAUCGAGUCGCACGUUCGUCGGUCCCGAAAUAAUCGGGUGGCUCCGAGCGGCGGGAUGGAGCUUCGCCCCGACCACGGGGCAACGCGUGACCAUGAUGUAAAGAUACAAGGUGUAACGUUCCGAUGGAUGCGCAGUCGUUCUUUUUCUUGGACCAAUCAGAAUGUGUCCAAGAUGCAAAAACCAAUAUGGCCCCUGCCUUUGUGAAAGCUGACAGGAGUGAUAGGUUACGUUAGCCGCUGCACGCUUUUCGUAGAAGAUUUUAUUUAUAAUAAAAGUCAUGCCAACGUGUUGCGUGAAAAAUUGUAAGAGUCAUACAAAUAAUAUGUUUCUUACAAAAGAUAUCAAACAUUUUAGUUUUCCCAAAGAAAUAGCUAUUCGUCAGCAAUGGCUUAAUGCUUGCCAAAGAAAAGAAACCGAGAUCAAAGUCGAUUCGGCAAGGAUAUGCAGUAUCCACUUUGAAGAGAAUUGUUUUAUACUGGAGAAGACACAACCCCGAUCAAAAAGUAAACCAGCAAAGGAAGUUUUAAGAUUGAAAAACGGAUGUAUCCCAACAAAAAUAUUAAAUUUAGAAAAAAAAGAAAAGUACAAUAUCGCAGAGCAAGAAAGAUGAUAAAAAAAUUAAAGUACCGUAAGUAGCAAACUUGGAGAAGGUGGAUCGCCAGUGGGUGAAGAA